Salvia miltiorrhiza (redroot sage) is the source of this 530-nucleotide messenger RNA. RefSeq lists its product as uncharacterized. The transcript has a single exon. The coding region runs from base 104 to 310 and encodes 68 amino acids. The record is from RefSeq and is a predicted model, not a curated record. Lineage: Eukaryota; Viridiplantae; Streptophyta; Magnoliopsida; Lamiales; Lamiaceae.
UGGUCCACACAUACAAGUUGUCUACGCAUAGCAGCACGCACAAAGCUCUCAUCUCUCUCUCUCUCUCUCUCUCUCUCUCUAACAAUAGAGAAAGUAAGUAAGAAUGGUAUCAAGGGUGGAGGAAGCGAUGAAGGUGCAAGGCGCAGUGAAAGGGAAGGAGAGUUAUCAGCAACAGCUGCAAAAGCAAAUUGUGCAAUGCAACAAAGGGAAAAUUACCAAGUUCAAGAGAAGCACCUCUAAUCUUGAAGAAGAUGGGCUCUCCGCCGCUAUCUUUUUGCUGGCUUGCGUUGCCUGCACUCCCUCAAAUUAAUCUCUCUCUCUCCCCACAUAUAUAUACACUUAUAUGUAUGUAUGUAUUACUAGUCAGCUUAACAAAAGCAUUUUAUUUUCUUUUAUAUAUUUCUGUAAUGUUAGUUUCUCUAGCUAGCUUUACCUAGCUGAUUAAUGUUUAGUAUAUUUCUCUUUUGGCCAUUUUCGAGCUGUAUGAAUUAUGACUACAUAUAUAUUGAUCGAGAUCUCAUCAUUUCUCA